AUGCGUCGAUCCCCGCGGAGAAGCGAACGUUGCCAGCGGACCUCAUCAGGCGAAGCGCCGUUCGGGCGCGCCCCGCGGAGCACGGAGCGCGAGGCGGACCGCGUGGUUCGGGGGAGGCUUUCGGUGGGCAUUGAGGAUGCCCAGGAUUUGAUUCUGGACCUCGAGCAGGCCAUCAAGGUUGCCUCUGGCGAAUUGUGCUCCAAUCCACAUGGAGGUUUUGACAGCGAGUUCCAGGACUUGCCGGUGGUGCCACGCAUCGAGGGAAAGCCCAUCAUCCAGGAUGAUGAUCUUUCCACAAGAGCUCCCUCAGCGCUUCUGAAGAUAUCAGGCGAGGCCUCCUCAGACGCGAGUGGCGACGAGGAGCACAGUCACAGGCCCCGAUCCUGGGCUGGCUUGUCCGUUGCAAUUCCCGUGGCGGCCGCGGCAGUGUGUGGUUUGAGUCUACUUCGCUGGCUCAAGUGA
Molecule: messenger RNA, 462 nt
Organism: Durusdinium trenchii
Lineage: Eukaryota; Dinophyceae; Suessiales; Symbiodiniaceae
Source: the annotation of a GenBank genome assembly